This is a messenger RNA of Coprinopsis cinerea okayama7#130, 806 nucleotides long. RefSeq lists its product as hypothetical. The coding region runs from base 153 to 386 and encodes 77 amino acids. Lineage: Eukaryota; Fungi; Basidiomycota; Agaricomycetes; Agaricales; Psathyrellaceae. The transcript is spliced from 3 exons. The record is from RefSeq and is a predicted model, not a curated record.
CUUAUCUCCUGGGACUCUCCCCAAUUAGACUUUUCUUCUAAGACGCUUUGGGCUGCACACCUGACUCUGGCUAUUUUCGUUCUCGGACCCAUGACCCUGGCUGGUGCUCGAUUAAGAACUUCUCUACAGAGGGGCUCACCCAAAACUGUUCCAUGACGCUCUGGCUACAUAAUCCCCUGCAAGGCUAUUUAAACCUCACACCAGGUCUGGAAUCCACAGGUCUUGGGUUUCUUCCUAACCCCCACCCACUUCCUCACUCUCUCACAGAAAAAGCGAUGGAUACGACCUUAAUCCUCGUUGACAGAGGAUGUGACAACAGCGAGUGCAAGUGCACCCAUGAGGGAGCCUGCUCGUCUGGAACCUGUCAAUGCAGCGGCGGCAAGUAACAGCCGCUCGGGUCGACAAAAAACAUAUCACCCACUAAUGCUGUCACCGUAACAUUCCUUCUAUGCGCCAACGUCUCAUUCCAGUCUAUUACCGCGUUAUCUAUUGUCGUCAAUUGCGUAUCUGACGCAACCUCCAUUCCCGGUAUAGCCCAUCCGGUGUGCGAACCCUCCUUACCGAGGCGAAGACGCUGCACGUUUGGACACUGUUAAAUAAGUUUCGUUUACUUGCGUAGCAGUACACUUGUUCACGAAUUGCGAUCUUAUGUCCUCUAUCGCUCACCUCCAUUCCCUUGCGAACCUCCCCCAAGUUAUUGUAACUUGUUAUCUAGUCUCCUGUGUAGCCACUGGCUGCCGUAACCCAAGCACAAUAAAAAACCAUAUCUUGUUCGUAAAUGUACAGUGAAUAUAUAAGAUACAACU